UCAAGUGAUUCCAUUAUGUGGUUUACUAUUUUUCUUGUUGGGGCGGUUGUGGCUCUUGUGUAUCACUAUUUCCACAACACCUACAGCUAUUGGGAACGUCGUCAUGUUCCAAAUGAACGGCCACUACCCCUCAUUGGUAACAUGAAAGGGAUCGGACGAACGAAACAUUUUCGUGAUGUGAACCAGAGAAUAUAUGAUACAUUUAAAGGCAAAACUCCGAUUGCUGGAAUGUUUUUGUUUUUCAAGCGAGCAGCUUUUAUUAUCGAUUUGGAUUUCAUUAAGCAAGUGUUGAUAAAAGAUUUCACCGUGUUCCAUGAUCGUGGCGUCUUCAGUAAUGUGGAAGAUGAUCCCCUAACGGGUCACCUCUUAACCCUGGAGGGCGAUGAAUGGCGUUCCAUGCGUAAUAAACUAUCGCCUGUGUUUUCCUCCGGCAAAAUCAAGCAUAUGUCCAAAGUGGUAGUCGAUGUCGGUCGUCAUUUGAUUUCCGUCAUGGAGACGGCUGUUAAGGCAGCUGCUGUCGAUGAUGGCGAUGUGGAGAUCAAGGAAUAUUGCGCCCGCUUCACCACCGAUGUCAUUGGUAGCUGUGCCUUCGGUCUGGAGUGUAAUUCUCUAAAUGAUCCCGAUGCGGAAUUUCGUAAGAGGGGUCGCAUGCUAUUCGAACAGCCUCGUUACAGUCAGCUAGUAACCUUGUUUAUUUUUACAAAUCCCAAACUGGCCAAGAAAUUGCAUUUGAAAGCACUUCCCGAUGAACUAUCCUCAUUCUUUUUGAAAGCUGUACGCGAUACUGUGGACUAUCGUAUCAAAAAUGGUAUUAAACGAAAUGAUUUCCUCGAUCAAUUGAUCGAGCUUAAAGCAGCGAACGAGGAGUUGGCCAAACAGUCCAAAGGCAUUGAUCUUACACUUGGUUUGACUAUCGAACAAAUGGCUGCCCAAUCGCUUGUGUUCUUUGUAGCUGGUUUUGAGACUUCUUCAAGUACCAUGGCCUUUUGUCUCUAUGAAUUGGCUCUGCAUCAGGAUAUUCAGCAGCGUUUAAGAGAUGAAAUUGAAACAGUUUUGAGUGGAGUUGAGAAUCAAGAGUUGACUUACGAUGCCAUUACGCAAAUGACUUAUCUGGAUAAAGUUUUAGCAGAAACUCUACGUAAAUAUCCAAUAUUAUCUCAACUAAUACGAGAAGCCAGACAAGAUUACAAAUUCCCAGAAAGCGAAUUCGUUAUCGAGAAGGGCACUUCAGUUCUCAUACCCGUACAUAAUAUCCAUCAUGAUCCUGAAUUGUAUCCCCAACCCGAACGCUUUGAUCCCAGUCGCUUUGAUCCAGAGUUGGUGAAAAAUCGCCAUCCUUGUGCCUAUCUACCCUUUGGCGAUGGUCCACGGAAUUGCAUUGGCUUGCGUUUCGGCAAAAUGCAGGCCAAGAUUGGUUUAAUCUCUUUGCUUCGUAAUUUCAAGUUCAGCGCUUCAAAGAAAACUGAAAUUCCAUUGAUAUUUAGUAAGAAAACACCUACUUUAUCUACGGAGAAUGGCAUAUAUCUUAAAGUGGAACGUAUUUAAUUGCUCAGCGCUCUCUAAAAGUUUUAAGUUUAUCACAUUUAAAUGGGUUAGAAAUUUUAUUUAAAAAAAAAAUUUUGGAAAAGCUAACUUUUUUAUGAGGGUUAAUAUUCUUGAGCCAAAAGUUUAAUAAAAACAUUUUCUGCUGAAUAUAGAUUUCCUUGUCGUGUGUCCAAGAUUUUUAUACUUAGUUUUACUUGUCUUGUGUUGUAUUGUUUUCUGUAAUACUAUAUAACCCAUCUUAUCCUAUUUCGUAACACAAAUAAAUAAUUCAAUGUUUUACUGCACCUAAUAAA
Molecule: messenger RNA, 1838 nt
Organism: Drosophila willistoni
Lineage: Eukaryota; Metazoa; Arthropoda; Insecta; Diptera; Drosophilidae
Gene: Cyp6a14
Product: probable cytochrome P450 6a14
Exons: 2
Coding region: 16-1545 (509 amino acids)
Molecular function (GO): monooxygenase activity; heme binding; oxidoreductase activity, acting on paired donors, with incorporation or reduction of molecular oxygen
Source: RefSeq, a predicted model, not a curated record